AUGUCUGACACUACACUUGAUCGGCUUUCAGCGCUGGAUACCAAUACAGUAUCUGACGCCUUGGAUUUUCUUGGUCUCCCUGGAGCUACGCAUGGCCUUCGACCUCUCUGGGACUGUCCCAAAAUCGUCGGCCGCGCCAGCACUGUCCAACUUGGACCCAAGAAAGAGAAUGCGCAAGCUACGACGCAUCUAAUCACACCGGUGAUAGAUGCUGUAGCAACAACCGAUCGCAUCCUUGUCAUCGCUGGUGGUGUAGAAGGCAUCUCCUCCUGGGGUGACAUCAUCGCCAACGCCGCAAAGGUCAAACAAAUCCGUGGAUCUGUUAUAGAUGGCAUGAGUCGUGACAUUGAUGGAAGUCGGGACAUUGGCUAUCCUGUCUUUGGUCGUGGUGUAACGAUGAUCAGCGCUCGCAACAGAUUGAUUCAAAUCGAUUCUGGCGUGCAGGUUGAGAUACGCGGGGUCAAGGUGGACGAGAACGACUAUGUGAUUGCAGAUAACUGCGGUGUGGUUUUUGUACCAGCCGAUCGUAUCGAAGAUGUCCUGGAACUGGGCGAGCGCAUCGACCGUCGCCAGAAUGGAAUGGUUCAAGAAGUGCGAAGCGGUCUCUCUGUGGCAGAAGUCAUGCAUGACACGCAAUUCGAAGCCAUUGGAUCUUCGACUGCUCCCAGCAGGCCUCACAAUCCCCAAAACCCCAAGAAAACUACUCCCGAAGACCAAGAACUGGUUCGUCUAUUCGCCAAUUCUGACACCCCAGGAGUCUCAGAUGCCCUCGACAAGCUUGGUAUUCCAGGACAGGCAUUCGACAUCAUGCCCUUGACGAAUUACAGCAAGACGACAGUCGGCCCGGCUUUCACAGUUCGUUACGGACCCGCCAGUGACCCUCCCGGAAGCGUUGGUGAUUUCAUCGACGACGUGGCCAUAGGCGAUAUCGUUGUGAUUGAUAACGGUGGCCGUACAGACUGCACUGUUUGGGGAGAUAUAAUGACGCAGUAUGCCGGCCUGCGUGGCGUUGCGGGGACAGUCAUCAAUGGUGUAUGCCGUGAUGUUGACCGUGCUAUCGGCGACAAUUACCCAAUUUUCUCCUCUGGGCGCUGGAUGCGGACGGGCAAGGAUCGUGUUCAGGUCGAAGGUGUCAAUGAGUCGAUUGGCGUCGGUAAAGUACGUGUCAGCCCGCGAGACAUUGUUGUAGCGGAUGCAAACGGGGUUGUGAUCGUGCCGCGAGACAGAGCUCGCGAGGUGGCUGCAAUUGCGAGUCGUAUCGAGGAGAGUGAGCAAGGUAUCAGAGAAAUGAUAUCCAAGGGAUCUACUAUUGCUGAAGCGAGAGAGAAGCUUGGUUAUCACACUCUACAGCGUAAGGAAUAG
Fusarium mangiferae is the source of this 1362-nucleotide messenger RNA. RefSeq names its product putative demethylmenaquinone methyltransferase. Bases 1 to 1362 code for a protein of 453 amino acids. The transcript has a single exon. The record is from RefSeq and is a predicted model, not a curated record. NCBI's taxonomy places the organism in Eukaryota, Fungi, Ascomycota, Sordariomycetes, Hypocreales, Nectriaceae.